AUGUGUGGUAUCUUUGCCUGCCACAGCCAUCCCGAUGUGCAAAAGUUCAAGCCCACUGCCCUGCGCAUGGGCAAGCAGAUCCGCCACCGUGGCCCCGACUGGAGUGGAAACCAUAUCUCCAACAACACCAUCCUGGUCCACGAGCGUCUGAGUAUCGUUGGUGUUGACUCGGGUGCCCAGCCUCUGCUCAACGAGGAUGGCAGCAUUGCCCUCGCCGUCAACGGUGAAAUCUACAACCACAAGGUCCUGCGCAAGCACCUCAGCAAGCCCUACGACUUCAAGACUCACUCUGACUGUGAAGUCAUCAUUCCUCUGUACAUGGAACACGGCAUCGACACUCCCAAGUUCCUCGAUGGCAUGUUCUCCUGGGUCCUACACGACAAGAAGCAGGACAGAGUCAUUGCUGCCAGAGACCCCAUUGGUGUCACCACCUUCUACAUGGGCCGAUCCAGCGAAACCCCUGGCGCCGUCUACUUCGCUUCCGAGUUGAAGUGUCUCCACCCAGUUUGCGACAACAUCAUUGCCUUCCCUCCCGGCCACGUCUACGAUUCCAAGACGGACCAAAUCACCAGAUACUUCACCCCCAAGUGGCUGGUCGAGCCUACCAACAUCCCCACCACCCCUGUCGAUCUCAAGACCCUCAGGACAAAAUUCGAGAGAGCUGUCAGAAAGCGCCUGAUGGCCGAAGUUCCUUACGGUGUCCUUCUCUCCGGUGGUCUGGACUCCAGUUUGGUGGCUUCCAUCGCGCAGAGAGAGACCCUCAGGCUGCAGGCUGCACACAACGCACAGCAAGAGCAGAACGGUUUCACCGACGGUGAGGAGGAGCUGGCUGGUAUUGACGAGGACUACAAGCUCAACACCAUCCCCGUUCUUUCUCAACUCAACUCCUUCUCCAUCGGUCUGCCCGGCGCACCCGACAGCAAGGCCGCCCUUGAAGUCGCAAAGUUCUUGGGAACCAAGCACCACAACCUCACCUUCACCAUCCAAGAGGGUCUUGAUGCUCUUUCCGAUGUCAUCUUCCACCUCGAGACUUAUGACGUUACCACCAUUCGCGCUUCGACUCCCAUGUUCCUUCUCAGCAGAAAGAUCAAGGCUAUGGGUAUCAAGAUGGUUCUCAGUGGUGAGGGCAGUGACGAGAUCUUCGGUGGUUACCUCUACUUCCACAACGCACCCGACAAGAAGGCCUUCCACGAGGAGACUGUCCGCAGAGUGAGCAACUUGCACUUGGCCGACUGCUUGAGAGCCAACAAGUCGACAUCGGCUUGGGGUCUCGAGGCUAGAGUGCCCUUCUUGGACAAGGAGUUCCUUGAGUACUCGAUGAACAUCGACCCCGAAUGCAAGUUGAUCGACAAGGACCACAUUGAGAAAUACAUCAUCCGCAAGGCAUUCGACACCAGCGACGAGCCUGGCGAGAAGCCUUACCUUCCCGACAACAUUUUGUGGAGACAGAAGGAGCAGUUCAGUGACGGUGUCGGUUACGGCUGGAUCGACGGCCUCAAGGACACGGCAGAAUUGCACGUGAGCGACGAGGACAUGAAGAACCCCAAGGCCAUUUGGGGAGACGACAUUCCCGACACCAAGGAGGCAUACUGGUACAGAUGCAUGUUCGACGAGCACUUCCCCCCUCACUGCGCCUCGACCGUCAUGAGAUGGACACCUACAUGGUCCAACCAGACUGACCCCAGUGGUCGUGCCAUUGCCGCUCACGCCCAAAAGUACGAGCACGCUGCUUAA
Messenger RNA from Aureobasidium subglaciale EXF-2481, 1734 nucleotides. RefSeq lists its product as uncharacterized. Gene Ontology annotation, molecular function: asparagine synthase (glutamine-hydrolyzing) activity. Gene Ontology annotation, cellular component: cytosol. The record is from RefSeq and is a predicted model, not a curated record. The coding region runs from base 1 to 1734 and encodes 577 amino acids. The transcript is spliced from 5 exons. NCBI's taxonomy places the organism in Eukaryota, Fungi, Ascomycota, Dothideomycetes, Dothideales, Saccotheciaceae.